AUGUUUCUAAGUGAUGCAAUUUGGGGGUUUUUCUUCAUAUCUCAAAUUUGUAUUGGGUUCCUGGGGAACUCAUUGCUCUUCAUGUUAUAUAUGUACACCUUCUUAACUCAAUCUCGGCUGACAAAGCCCAUAGAUUUGAUUUUCAUACACCUGACAUUAGUCAACGUUUUGACUAUCAUGUUCAAGUUGAUACCAGAUGCCGUGUCGUCCUUUGGAGUAAGGCAUUUUCUGGACGAUGUUGGUUGUAAGGCGACUUUGUACACAUACAGGGUCACCCGGGGUCUUUCCAUCUGUACCACCUCCCUCCUGAGUGCUUUUCAAGCCAUCACUAUCAGUUCCAGUACUUCUAAAUGGGCAAGGCUUAAAUCUAAAAUCUCCACGUGCAUUCUUCCCUCUUUCCUUUUCUUCUGGAUCGUCAACAUGCUCAUCUAUAUCUACAUCAUCAAAGUUGUAGACGCCAAAAGAAAUGUCACAAUUAUUGGUCCUGUGUAUUCUCAACCGCACUGUCAAUCUAAGCAGAUGGAACUCCACUAUUCAAUGACAUUCCUUAGCAUCAUAGUGAUUCGAGAUCUCCUCUUUGUGGUCCUCAUGAUGGGGUCCAGUAUCUACAUGGUGAGUCUGCUCUACAAACACCGCCAGAGAGCCCAGCAUGUUCACAGCCCCAGCCUCUCCUCCCAGCCAUCUCCGGAAAUCAAAGCCACUCACAAUAUUCUUUUGCUGGUAAGUUGCUUUGUUUUCUUUUAUUGGUCAAACAACUUUGUUACCCUUUAUUUGUUUUAUAGACCUGAGAAAAACUUGAGGCUGGAAAGAAUUACCGGGAUUCUUUCAUCAUGCUACCCAACCAUCUGCCCUUUUGUGCUGAUGAAAAAUACUAAGAUUACCCUCAAAUUUAUUUCUUUCAUUUCAAAGAUGAGAACUGCCUCUUCUCAAGAAACAUUCAGUAGAUGA
This is a messenger RNA of Equus caballus (horse), 948 nucleotides long. RefSeq names its product vomeronasal 1 receptor equCabV1R935 (gene EQUCABV1R935). Gene Ontology annotation, cellular component: membrane. The record is from RefSeq and is a predicted model, not a curated record. Gene Ontology annotation, biological process: G protein-coupled receptor signaling pathway. NCBI's taxonomy places the organism in Eukaryota, Metazoa, Chordata, Mammalia, Perissodactyla, Equidae. Gene Ontology annotation, molecular function: pheromone receptor activity.